CAUCCACCCUCCCUCUCCUUCAGCGGAGUCCCACACCUCUUUUUCUCUCGGUGCUCCGGGCGAAACUCUCUCAGACCGAGCUCGAUCCGAGAGGGGAUCUUGUUCUUUCUUGUGUAUGGCAGCCAGUACGAAGGGGCAAGUGGUCGCUGGCAGCUUCGCGAAGCGUUUCGUGAACCAGAUCUGGGCGGCCGGCUCUCGAAAUCCUGCUUCCUUCCCUUCUUUCGUGGCCUUGGCUUCUAAGAGGGGCGUGCACGAGUCGACGUACGAUAAGAACAUCGACGAUCAGGUGCGUCCAAGCAUCGUGCCGGACGAUGUGAUCUCUGUGCAGUCGGACAAGUACUGGGGCCCGCACCCUAAGACCGGCGUGUUCGGGCCUGCCGACCAGAACUCCGCCGGCGGCGGGGAUCUCAUCGCGCCGGCCGGGAAUGGUCCCUCUGUGCUGGACCAGAAGGCCUGGUUCCGCGCCCUUGAGGACGUCGACAAGCCUCCCCACGCCUGAUCGAGCCCGCCGACUCACGGGCGGAGAGACGAUCGUCGGCAAUUCUCGUGCUGGGCCGUCAACUCUCUCCGGUUCCGAAUAGUACCGUGAUAAUACUACUGUAAUAAGCGUGCGCCGUUUACGUGCGCCGGUGCUUGUCACAUGUACGUGGCAGUGUAUGGUGUGAUUGUGACAGUGACGAUGAUGAUAUAUGUAAUAUGUAUUCUCUUUCUUUCAAUUUCCGUAUAUUGGAAACGUUGUGAUUUUCAGCUCCA
This is a messenger RNA of Elaeis guineensis (African oil palm), 753 nucleotides long. Its product is annotated as late embryogenesis abundant protein At5g17165. NCBI's taxonomy places the organism in Eukaryota, Viridiplantae, Streptophyta, Magnoliopsida, Arecales, Arecaceae. The record is from RefSeq and is a predicted model, not a curated record.